Molecule: messenger RNA, 859 nt
Organism: Lineus longissimus
Lineage: Eukaryota; Metazoa; Nemertea; Pilidiophora; Heteronemertea; Lineidae
Product: cylicin-2-like
Exons: 8
Coding region: 131-859 (242 amino acids)
Source: RefSeq, a predicted model, not a curated record
AAAAGAGCAGGUGUAGGUCUUUGUGUUGAAGUCGAAUCGCAAAAGGCCUCUGGGAUUCUGUCACAGUCAACGCCUUGAAGACACCGAAAGUUUAAGUUUUUUCGCCAGUGACUGACUUGCACCAGCCAAGAUGCGGGUGAUGUGGAUGUGCCUGGCAUUGACCAUACUGGUCCUUUGCAUUGCGUCAAGCUCAGCCGGGGCGAAGAAGGGUGAUAAGGGUGACAAGAAAGCGGUGGACAAGAAGGAUGUCAAAAAAGGAGGAAAAGGCGACAAAAAACCACCAGCCAAGAAAGGCGGGAAGGAUGCGAAAAAAGAUGAAGGCAAAGGCAAAAAAGGCGGGAAAGAUGCGAAAAAAGAUGAAGGCAAAGGCAAAAAAGGCGGGAAGGAUGCCAAAAAAGAUGCAGGCAAAGGCAAAAAAGGCGGGAAGGAUGCCAAAAAAGAUGCAGGCAAAUCCAAAAAAGGCGGAGGGAAACCAGCAGCCAAGAAAGGGGCCAAGCCUGCCAAAAAGGAUGAUUCCAAGGGCAAGAAAGCGGCAGCAAAGAAAGACGAAGGCACGCCCAUCUCCUGCACUGUGUACAGCGGCAAGGAUCCCCGACUUGUUUGCAAGGGUUUCAAAAUUGAAACUGGCGGAGGUGCAAAGCCUGCUGCGAAGGGCAAACCUGUCGCAAAGGGCAAGGUUGCCGCAAAGGACAAGGGUAUUGCGAAGAAGAAAAUCAAAGAAAUAAAGAAAGAUAUAAAGAACGACAAGAAAGUUAUUAAGAAAGAGGCGAAAAAGUUGGACAAAAUUAAGAAAGCCAUCAAGAAAAUGGAGAAAAAGGGCAAGAAAUCUGAAGCGAAAAAAAUGAAGAAAACGUCGUGA